Molecule: messenger RNA, 549 nt
Organism: Salvelinus sp. IW2-2015
Lineage: Eukaryota; Metazoa; Chordata; Actinopteri; Salmoniformes; Salmonidae
Source: RefSeq, a predicted model, not a curated record
AUGACAUGGCAGAGGCUCUCAACUGAGAUUGUACUGGUGGGGAAAGUUGGAUGUGGGAAGAGUGCUUCAGGAAACACCAUCCUGGGCAGGGAGGUGUUUCAGUCGUCAUUCGGAUCCUCAGCUCUAACAAAGACUUGUCAGAGAAAGACACAAACAGUUUGUGGGAGACGGGUCAAUCUAGUGGACACUCCAGGACUGGACUGUGCCGAGGCGUCUUCUGAUAAACCGAUCUGGUCCUUGGGGCUGAACACACAUGAACACAUUAAUGUCUUCCUGCUGGUGAUCCAGUUGGGUAGGUUCACAGAGGAGCAGAGAACAGCAGUUCAAAAGAUGGAAGACAUGUUUGGUGAGCAGGUGAUUGAGUUCACCAUGAUUCUCUUUACACAUGGAGACCACUUGGGAAGGUCAAUAGAGGACUUUAUCCAUAAAGCAGGUGAACCACUGAGGCAAGUGGUAGAGAGGUUUGGCAACAUAUACCAUGUGUUCAACAAUAGGUCUGGUGAUCCAAGCCAAGUGAAAGAACUGUUUGAGAAGAUCAGGAGAAUGUAG